Messenger RNA from Hypoxylon trugodes, 991 nucleotides. RefSeq lists its product as uncharacterized. NCBI's taxonomy places the organism in Eukaryota, Fungi, Ascomycota, Sordariomycetes, Xylariales, Hypoxylaceae. The transcript has 2 exons. The coding region runs from base 175 to 780 and encodes 201 amino acids. The record is from RefSeq and is a predicted model, not a curated record.
AAGUUCCUUCUACCCCGCAAGCAGCCCGUUUGAAUGGUCUAAUCCUACAGGCUUGGACCUGUCACACUUGUCACACGCAGCCCCACCCCCACAACUCUCUAUAUGGCGGGUCUUUUCUGGGGUAAUAUGAAAACGUCAUUGGGUCAGCUCAGUGUUGGAGCAUGAUGAUCAGCUAUGAUUUUCUGUAUUCCGACCACACACAUCAAGCGCUACAAAAUAGCUACCUGCCCAAUUCUAACCGCUGGUGGAUUCAACCAUCUAUUCACGUGUGGUACAUCUCUAGAGGGAUCGUCGACUAUUGGUUCCACGGGUAUGCUGCCUACCGUUCACCUAGCUAAUACUCCAGCGAAUCCGACUUGCCGAUUUGGCACCAUUCGCGCCGAUAUUCUGCAUGUUUACCGUGCCUCGGCUGGUUCCAGCACCAGUAAUAGAGAAUCUUGGUGUAGAUUUCACAUGCAACCCCAAAAUAUCCUUCGAGACAUGGCAUUCCCGUCUUGUUUAUGCAGGGCCAAGUUUCUAUUAACCCGGGGAAUAGACCCAAGAUGGCAUAUUUACCCCGUGGGGAGGAGAAUAAAGAAAGAGAUUCUUUCCAGAUUCGAUCUCCGACUCCCCGGUUUUUCGAGAAAUCCUCUGGAGAAACUGCGAAAUUGGGUAAGUCGUGCGGCUAAGGGUCUGUCGCUCGGCGUAACAUGCUGUCGUGUCCCUCAAGCUAUGGCGGUCAGCUGGGCGGGAGAGAGUAAACAUGGGCCAUGUGCGCCAUGUAUUCCUGUUCAGCCUUAGAUGUUAUUGUCUUAGUUCAGGUUAUCCCUUGGUGGUAUGGCAUGCGCGUCAUCCAUGCAUCAUCCAAAGAAUGGAGUCUAUAUAAGAUCGCUAUGUCGCUUCAUAAGACAUAGUGAGACAACCUCCAACAAGGUCUCUCUGGGCCCUUGGUAUCAACAAACAGAGUGUCAGCCGCUGUGUUCACCAGCGUUGCAGUCGCUCUUCCUGCACC